AUGCGCAUCACCGCUCUCGUCCCCCUAGUCGCGCUUCUCUCUGGUGCCAUCGCCGCCCCUCUUCCCGAGGUGGUGGAUCUCGCCCCCCCCGACCCCCAGCUCUGGUCAUGGCGCUGUGGUCUCUUCGGCUGGCGCUGUCCUAACCGCGUUCAGAACCCUCCGACCCCCGAGCCGACGCCUGACCCGCCCACGCCGACCGUGGACCCCCCCGCGUCAACGUCCGACGACCCUCCUCCUCAGACUAGCGAACCACCUCCCGCGACCAGCGAACCCCCCACACCGGUGUCGACGAGCGACCAGCCGUCGGCCACCCCCUCCGGUCUUCCGCCAGGAUGCCUCACCGAAAACUUCUGCCCAGACACUGACGGCGGCCAGGGCGGUGACCCGGGCAACGGCGAUGGAACAAUCACAUACCCUAACGGCACCAAGCCCAACGGAAACGAUAACCGCAACCGCCGUGACGUCGAGGAACGCUCGGCUGACCUCACCCCUUUCCUCGAGUAA
Messenger RNA from Cutaneotrichosporon cavernicola, 504 nucleotides. RefSeq lists its product as uncharacterized. The record is from RefSeq and is a predicted model, not a curated record. Lineage: Eukaryota; Fungi; Basidiomycota; Tremellomycetes; Trichosporonales; Trichosporonaceae. The transcript has a single exon. The coding region runs from base 1 to 504 and encodes 167 amino acids.